Anopheles merus is the source of this 7052-nucleotide messenger RNA. It is a transcript of the gene aPKC, whose product is annotated as atypical protein kinase C. Lineage: Eukaryota; Metazoa; Arthropoda; Insecta; Diptera; Culicidae. Gene Ontology annotation, molecular function: ATP binding; protein serine/threonine kinase activity; protein binding. Gene Ontology annotation, biological process: protein phosphorylation; establishment or maintenance of cell polarity. The coding region runs from base 1433 to 3238 and encodes 601 amino acids. The transcript is spliced from 14 exons. The record is from RefSeq and is a predicted model, not a curated record.
CUGUCAGCUGUCAGUGCGUAUGUUUUAUUCCGCUGUGAACGGAGUCGUUUGUUGUGCGCGUGUUUAUUCUCGCCUUUUUUUUGUGUUCUGUCUCAGUUUCGUGCGUGCUAAAACACUGUCCGGCAUCUAUUGCGUUUUUCGGCGGUGAGUAUCGGAAUGCAACGUUGCAUGAGAUAGAAAUUGUACAAAAACGCCCCAGGGAGGGAGGACGUCGAGCACUACCGCUACCGUGAGCCUUUGUGGCACUGUUCGUGGCCAUCAUCAUCGUGGCAAGAGGGUGAGGUACGAUCGUAGAGUGCAUUGAGCGCGAAUGCAAUAGUGUGCGGCGUGUGCGCUUUUAGAGUGUUUUUUGGGGCAACGUAUAUACAUCCGUUUUUCGGUGCGUUUCCGGUUUAAUUACCCUCCCGUUACGAUCCGAAUCUGUGUGUGUGUGUGUGUGUGUGUGUGUGCGGAGGGGCCGCUUUGUAUCGGAACAGUCUGAAGGAGGGGGGAUGAAAACGCAUUGACACGGUUGCUGCUUGUGCGCGCGGGUUUGUGUGUGUGUAUGUGGUUCUUGUUUCUUGGUGGCCGCCGUACCGGAGAGCAAGCGAGCUGGUACCGUUCGAUCGUGCCUUUCGUACGCAUAUUGGAGCCCAAGUAGAGUUGUGUGCGUGUGUAUGUGUUCUUUUGUUUACACCAGUGACCACGGUUACGGGAAUUUCGGUUGUGAUAAGGGGAACUGUGUGUGAAUGAUAAAACGACUAUCCGCAAGUGUAUGGGAAGUGUGUGACGUGAAUACAGGAAAACAUCACGCACUGUGCACCACCAUCAAGGGAAGAAGACGGAGUGACCGGUGCGGAGAGAAACCGACUGACCGGAUAGUAAGUGCUGGGAGCCACCUGUUAAACGCAUCCGAACGUUACUAGUGACGUCAUCUGAUCAUCAAAAAGGGAGGAGUGUUGUUGUAAACCUCGGCCAACUGUGGAGAACCUUUUUUUUCGUCCACUGCGCACAACAGAACAAAAUCAUCGUACGCGCAUAGACAUAGUGCCUUUUUCUCCCUAUUGGACUGCCUGUCAAGAGCCUUCAACGCCGUAUCGCCUGUUAGAUAACAUUAGUGCCUGUAACGAACCGUAACUGUGGUGAGAGUGAAUGCGAUUGUAGAAGAUGCACCUGUUGAACGAGAAAUUGGUUGUGUAACACUGUCAAACGAGUGGGUUCCAAGUUCGUACGAACCUAGAGAAAACCGAUCUGAAGACUGACCCGAAACAAGAGCUUUCGGACGCUGGUCAUCAGCCCUUGGCAGCUUCCUCGCGAUUAGUGAUGACAGUAUCGUUGAGCUGAGGGCAGCACUAAACAUCACAUUUGGUAAAGGAAUCCUAUCUCAAUAAUCUUCAAACCAAACCGUACAUCGGGUAGAGGCAGGUCUGGUCGCAAAGUGACAGACAGCACCAUGCCGAUUCAAAUCGCCAACGAGAGCAACAACAGUGGCGGCGGAGGGGGCAGUGGCCACGAGAUAAAGGUGAAGAUAGCCUACAAUGGCGAGGUGAUGAUCACCUACAUUGACGAGAGCAUCACGUACGACGGUCUCUGCCGGGAGAUGCGCGAAAUUUGUCGCUUUUCGCCCGAUCAGGUGUUUACGAUGAAGUGGGUUGAUGAGGAAAACGAUCCAUGCACCAUCCAGUCGGACACGGAACUGGACGAGGCGAUCCGUUUGUACGAGGUGAAUCGUGAUUCGGAGCUGGUUAUUCAUGUAUUUCCAAAUGUGCCGUCUGCUCCGGGAUUGUCCUGCGUCGGUGAAGACCGUAGCAUCUACCGAAGAGGAGCCAGAAGAUGGCGUAAGCUGUACCGGAUAAAUGGACACAUCUUCCAAGCGAAGCGAUUCAAUCGAAAAGCCUUCUGCGCCUUUUGCCACGACCGUAUCUGGGGUCUGGGCCGGCAGGGAUUCAAGUGCAUCCAGUGUAAGCUGCUGGUGCACAAAAAGUGCCACAAGCUUGGCAAUAAACCGUGCAGCAACGAGCAUGUCGAACCAGUCUUCAAGGAGCGCGAUCACCAUGAUCCGAAUGAUGAAUCGAGCACCGGUGACGUCAUUCAGGCCCCGUUGGACUAUCCGUCCGAGCUGCACUCGGGCGAUGGCUGCGACCAGGUACCGGUCGAGGUAAAUGACAACGUGGAGGAAACGCUGGAACCCGUCACCCAGCGGCAGUACUCGCUGAACGAUUUCGAACUGAUCCGAGUGAUCGGCCGUGGCAGCUACGCAAAGGUAUUGAUGGUGGAGCUGAAGAAGACGCGCCGUAUUUACGCGAUGAAGGUAAUCAAGAAGGCGCUCGUGACGGACGACGAGGACAUUGACUGGGUGCAGACGGAGAAACACGUCUUCGAGACCGCUUCGAACCAUCCGUUCCUGGUUGGUUUACAUUCGUGCUUCCAGACGCCAUCGCGGCUGUUCUUCGUGAUUGAGUUUGUCCGUGGUGGAGAUCUGAUGUUUCACAUGCAGCGGCAGCGCCGCCUGCCCGAGGAGCACGCCCGCUUCUACGCGGCCGAGAUCAGUCUCGCGCUCAACUUCCUGCACGAGAAGGGCAUCAUCUACCGCGAUUUGAAGCUGGACAACGUGCUGCUCGACCACGAGGGCCACAUCAAGCUGACCGAUUACGGCAUGUGCAAGGAGGGCAUCAGACCGGGCGACACGACGUCCACGUUCUGCGGUACGCCCAACUACAUCGCGCCGGAAAUAUUGCGCGGAGAGGACUACGGCUUUUCCGUCGAUUGGUGGGCGCUGGGUGUGUUGCUGUACGAGAUGCUGGCCGGGCGCAGUCCGUUCGACAUUGCUGGUGCUUCCGAGAACCCGGAUCAGAACACCGAAGACUAUCUGUUCCAGGUGAUUCUGGAGAAGACGAUCCGUAUACCGCGCUCGCUGAGCGUGAAGGCAGCAUCCGUGCUGAAAGGUUUCCUGAACAAAAAUCCGGCCGACCGUUUGGGCUGCAAUCGUGACUCCGCCUUCCUGGACAUUAUGAAUCAUUCGUUCUUCAAGAGCAUUGACUGGGAGAUGCUGGCUCAAAAGGAAGUGACACCACCGUACAUCCCCUCGUUCGAUGGGUGCGAUCAGGACAUAACCUGUCACUUCGAUCCGCAGUUUACGCGUGAACCGGCCGACCUGACACCCGACGAUCCUCGCGUCAUCGACAAGAUCGAUCAAUCCGAGUUCGAAGGAUUCGAGUAUGUGAACCCGUUGCUGAUGUCGUUGGAAGACUGCGUUUGACAUCACGCAUCCUGCGAGCUGCAUCCGUACAACAUGCAGCUAUACGGUGACGAUUCUAGCGAUUACGAUUCCGUUGUGGAUGAGCUAAGCAUCCUUCAAUUACCUCCGCCACCAUCGAAGAGUUUGCUGCAGCACAUGUUUUGCCUUCCAUUGAACUAGCCACAAGUGUUGUAGCCCUCUCCGUGCAGCCAAUCUGCAAACUCUUAGCCGAGUGAGAAGGACGGCACAGUGAUGACAGCGACUACCGGGAGGAGAACGUCUCGAUCCAGCAGCCCUCUGUGACACUGUACUGAACCGACAGAAUCACUGCGCAACCUUAACCACGAGAACAGGAAUUACUUCAGCGAUGUGUUUGAUUUUUAGGAGUUAGCUAAAAUCGCGUUCUUAUAUUUUUGAGUACUUUGCGCGGGAGAUGAAAAAUAGAUCCGGAUUAUUUGGUUUUGCGGUCAAAAUGAGAGAUAGAAUUGGUUGUUUUUUUUUUCAUAGCGUACAGUUUUUUGUGGUCAGAGAAGUGUCUAUGUGUGCAUGAUGCGCAAGGGAAGCUAGAAUACAUUCCAUUCAUAAAUUAGUAGUUGAAGAAAUACAGCUAAUGAAUAAGAUAAUGAAACAUAGUAGCAGUAAAACUGAUUGCUGAUCAAAAACACAAACGCAAGCGCGCUGGUUCGAUGACGCUUAUAGGAAGUGCGUAUCAUUUCCUUCCUUUUCUCACUCUCUCUUUCUCUCUAUUUCUCUCUCUGUAAUAUCCAUUUCUGCAACCAUACCGAUGUCGUUAACCUAUACCACAGUCCCAUUUUGUAACGUUUAUUAUCUAUGCUUUGUAUUUUGUAUUUGUACUACAUUGAAGUGUUUUCGCUGCAAAGAAAGAUAGGAAGAAGUUUGAGUAACAAAAAAAAGUGAAACUACAACGGCAACGGAGCGCAAGCAGUGAUGAAACGAACACGAAUGCAUGAUCCGUGACAAAAAGAAAAAGAAAAUCCUUGUUCUAGAAUAACACAAGGCCAGAAUGGAAGAGGAAAAGCAGAAACAAAACACUACAACCUCUAGCAUACUAUGGACACUAAACAUAUUUAACAAGAACUUAUCAUACAAACGUAAAAGAGAGUUUCAAAUUCAAAACACGAACCCCCCCAUACUAAAUCAAACAGUCGCCCUGGUGCAUCAUUGUAUUGCAAAAAAACAAAGAACAAACAAAAAGAAGAUGUAACGAAUAAAAUCACAAUUGCUAUGUAGAAUUAUAGGCGGUUUUGCGAUAAACGAUGAUGGAAUGGAGAAAAACAAACAAACAAACAAACAAUUUAAUGAUUCCGCUACUCCUUGCGCCAAGUUUGCGAAUAUUAGUAGCGCGUGUUGGCAACGCCUGCACGUGGAAGCGUUUUGUUUCCAAUUCUUCCUCUCACUCUCUUUCUCCGAUGCAAAUGCGAUUCGUGUUCGGUUUUGUUUUUCGCGGAGAAAGUGCAUGACUACUGCGAACGAGCAUUAACCACGUAUUAUAAACAAGAAUAGUUAAAAUAACAAAUCAGAAGCAUGUUACAAAUGAUAAAAAAAAAAAACAAAAAAACAUAACAAAAGUUAUACACAAUUGCACAGUAUCGUUAACAAAAGUAGUAGAAUGGUAACCAAACACACAGACGAAAUACAAACAAACAAACAAACAAACAAACAAACACACAUACAUAUACACACACCACGGCUCCAGCAAUUGAUCGUUAAUGUGCGGUUAAUGUUGAUUAAAGAGAAGAAGAAAACAAGAAAACAAAGGUGUGAUAAAGGUGAACAGAUGAUGCUUAUGAGGGCAUAAAGAAAAUGGGUUGAAAAAUCAAAAUUGAUUCAAAGCACAGCUAACAAGCGCACUACUCAGCGAGAAUGGUGUUAUCCGUGAGGUGUAGAAGCUGAAGUGAAGCCACAAGCUAGAAACGGGGGUGUUUAGGUAACAAAUUUACUAUUAAGAAUUACUAUAACUAAAAGGGCGCUAAGAAGAAUGAGAGAAAGAAGGACACACACACACACUGUGUAGAAUGGAAAAAAAACAUAACAUCGGCUAACAGCGGCGUGCGUAGAGGUGCAGCUAACUACUAAUUAUCCUUCGAAAAGGUAAAAUGCAUUAAGGAAAGGAAAGAAGAAAAUUUUAAAAAUUUUAGACAAAAAUUAAAAGAAAAUGCGUUGAAAGCAUGUAAUAGUGCAGGCUGCAGACUAAUGAUCAGAUUCACACGAACUGCUGAAGAAGAAUGUAAAAGAGGGGAGGGAAACGAAACAGCCCGUUCCUAUUCCGGUAUGGUACUGGCGUGUUGGCGGGUGAAGCAGCCAGCAGCGUUCGUCGUAUGUAGUAGUUGUGCCCGUUUUUUGUACAUGAGUUCCCUGUAUGAUGGCAGUAUAUGAUAGCAAAAAUUACACAGAUAUAAAAUGCAACAAACAAACAAAAAUCCAAAAUUCGUAGUAGAAAAAAGCGCACUGCAAACAAAACAGAAGAGAAAAAAAAAUAGGGAAAGGCAAAAAAACAUUUAAAAGAAAAAAAUGCAAAACUCACUGAUAUAAGGAUAUAUUAUAGUAUGUGGAGGAGAUAGGCAGAAAGCAAAAGUAAUUCUCUUGAAGAGCUGUUUGGCACUUUGCAGCAGCGUUUGUUCCACCCUUCCAUCCGGAUUGUUUUGAAUGAGUGUUGUGAGUAUAUUUCCCCGUUUGUUAUUUGUUUUGCAUUUAAAAAAACAGCGAACUCGAAUUAGAUAAAAAAGCAGCAAAUCGGUGUAUCGGUUACGUCCUUCAAAUCGAAUUGUUAUUAAAAAUCCUAUUGACUGUAUUCCCUAUUUCGUGUUCGUAACAAAGAGCUGACAGAGCCUGAAUAUUUAUCGUGACUUGUUUUAAAAACGGCCCUCCUCCCCCCUCCAAAGGAGAGCAACGUUUUGCUGCAACGCAACCAAACUGAGACGAAGGUUUGCAGUAUUUUGAUAUGAUUGUUGUUGGUGAUAAUACGUACGAUUUUUGAAUCGACAUUGUUUUUCUCAAAAUCUGUGUAAAAGAAUAUGUUUUUUCUGCCUAAUAGAAACGAAAACUAAAGGAUAGCGCCAGAUGAACCGAUCACAAGCGAGAGCAGGGUAGAGAAAGCGAGACACCACACCUUUCUUGUGUAGAGUAUAACGGAAUCAUCGAGCAGAGAGAGAGAGAGACCUAUCGAUGUGAAAUGUGUAGUAAGAAUGGGUUUUUGAUUUGCAUUCGUUACUUAUUUGGUUCUAUUUUUUAACUUUCCGUUCCAGAAUAGGUACUUACGUUUGUACUUUUCUUACAUAUUUAACAAAUGAUUUCCUGUCGGGGUUAGCUCCGUUCUUUCAACGUGUACGUUACAUUACCAUUCUCAUGCAGCAGCAUUUUUUGUCUUGUUCUUCUUCAAAGUUUAGUUUAUAAUAAGUUACUUUUAUUACUAGCAACGAUAUGCAUACAUAUUAUAUUACAUAUAAAAAGCUACACAACCGAUUCAGUAUCCGACAUACAUGAUGUAUUUAAUAGUAUUUUUGCUUUUUGCGCACUUAGGGUAAAUAGUUUACUGUGUGUUUCUUUUUUUUAUAGCAGCAAUUUUUGUGUUUUUUUCUGUAUUUCUUUUUAUCCAACCAUCUUUGAUCCAAACCAUCUUCUUUUUUCCCGUUCUUAUCUCAACUUCCCCUGAAUGAGAUUGUGUGUGUUUGUUUUUCUUUCAUUAAAACAUACCCUGUUUAGCCCAAAAAAUACGAUUAACUUAUAACUGAAACACACACACUAAUAACACAGGAGCGGAGAAACAGGCAGUAUCGAGGGAAUAAAAAUUAAACUUAAAAGAACAAAAAAAAAA